Molecule: messenger RNA, 2771 nt
Organism: Papaver somniferum (opium poppy)
Lineage: Eukaryota; Viridiplantae; Streptophyta; Magnoliopsida; Ranunculales; Papaveraceae
Product: galactinol--sucrose galactosyltransferase-like
Exons: 4
Coding region: 291-2630 (779 amino acids)
Molecular function (GO): galactinol-sucrose galactosyltransferase activity
Source: RefSeq, a predicted model, not a curated record
UCACUGUCAAGUCCUUUACCACCGUCUUCUAUAAAUCAGAGCACCCAGAAGGUACUGGAAAGCACUACUAAACCUUAAAUCUUUCAUUACAAUUACAACUGCAUAGGCACUUAAAUACAUCCCAAAUUCAAUCAUUUCCUUACAAACACAAAAACACAGUUAUAAUUUCAUCAUUUCAUUUCAUAAAAUUCCAAUUUGAUACCGUACUACCUAUAUUCGACACUCAAAUACAGUCCAUAUAUACUUCUUUUCUUUUUGCUCACAGCAAACCUUUGUGGAUUUUGAAAAUCAUGGCUCCCAGCAUAACUAAAGCUACCCAAAACCAUGUCAUGGUCACUGAUGAUCUUCAAAAACCAACCUUGAUCAAUUUAAAAGGAUCAAAUCUUAUGGUCAAUGAUCAUUUAAUUUUAUCAGGAGUUCCUUCAAACAUCACACUCACUCCAACAUCUAUAGACAAUAAGAGAGGUUGCUAUCUUGGGUUUAACUCUGAUGAGCCUAAGAGUUACCAUGUGAAUUCUAUUGGUAAACUUAAGGAUACAAGAUUUAUGAGUAUAUUUAGGUUCAAAGUCUGGUGGACAACACAUUGGGUUGGCAAUAAAGGAGGUGAUUUGGAGCAUGAAACUCAAAUGGUAUUACUAGAAAACGAUCCGAAUCGUUCUCGCCCGUAUGUUUUACUACUUCCUCUCCUUGAAGGUUCGUUCCGUGGGUGUUUACAGCCAGGUAAAAUUGAUGAUGGUGUAGAUAUAUGUAUGGAAAGUGGGUCUACCUUAGUUACUCAAUCUGAAUUUCGUGCUUGUUUAUACAUACACGUCGGCACCGAUCCGUUUGUUAUAGUUAAAGAAGCUAUAAAAGUUAUUCGAAAUCAUUCUGAUACAUUCAAACUCUUGGAAGAAAAAACUGUACCUGGUAUAGUUGAUAAAUUUGGGUGGUGUACUUGGGAUGCAUUUUAUACAACAGUGCAUCCACAAGGGGUUUAUGAAGGUGUCAAAAAUUUAGUAGAAGGUGGUUGCCCUCCAGGGUUAGUCCUUAUUGAUGAUGGUUGGCAAUCCAUAGGUCGUGAUGAUGCACCACCUGAUGAAGAAGGUAUGGAUAGAACUGUUGCUGGUGAACAAAUGCCAGCCAGACUCAAAACUUUUCAAGAAAAUUACAAGUUCAAAGACUACCAGAGUAACAAGAAUGAAAAAAACAGCGAAAAGGAACUUCCAACCGCGACAGGUAUGGGUGCUUUUAUCAAGGAUUUGAAGGAAGAUUUUAAGAGUGUUGAAUAUGUUUAUGUUUGGCAUGCUUUGUGUGGGUUCUGGGGUGGUAUAAAACCAAACGUCAAAGGGUUGCCUCAAUCCAAAGUUGUGGGUCUAACGCUUUCACCGGGGUUGAAAACGACUAUGGAAGAUCUAGCCGUUGAUAAGAUCGUAGAAAAUGGUGUUGGAUUAGUUUCACCGGAGGAUGUUCAUCAGAUGUAUGAAGGGUUGCACUCUUAUCUUGAAUCUGUUGGUGUCGAUGGUGUCAAGGUGGAUGUCAUUGAAUUGUUAGAGAUGUUGGGCGAGGAAUAUGGCGGGAGAGUAGCGCUAGCCAAAGCUUAUUACAGUGCAUUGAAUGAUUCAAUGAGGAAACAUUUCAAAGGGAAUGGUGUAAUUGCCAGCAUGGAACACUGCAACGACUUUAUGUUUCUCGGAACUCAGGCGAUCUCGCUUGGUCGCGUUGGAGAUGAUUUUUGGUGCACAGAUCCAGCCGGCGAUACAAGUGGAACUUUCUGGCUACAAGGAUGCCACAUGGUUCAUUGUGCUUACAAUAGUUUGUGGAUGGGAAAUUUCAUACUUCCUGACUGGGAUAUGUUUCAGUCUACUCACCCUUGUUCAAAAUUUCAUGCUGCUUCUAGGGCAAUAUCAGGAGGUCCUAUCUAUGUUAGUGAUUCUGUCGGCCAACACGACUUCAAGCUACUUAAAAGCCUAGCAUUACCUGAUGGUUCGAUCUUACGUUGUGAGCAUUAUGCGCUUCCAACCAGGGAUUGCCUCUUUGAGUAUCCGCUACUUGAUGGUAAGACUAUGCUCAAGAUAUGGAACCUUAACAAGUACACUGGAGUAUUGGGUGUAUUCAACUGCCAAGGAGGAGGGUGGUGUCCUGAAACCAGGAAAAACAGAUUUGCUUUUGAAUUUUCUACGCCUUUAAAAUCCACUAUAUAUCCAACAGAUAUCGAGUGGAAAAAUGGCAAAAUUCCAAUUGCCAUUGAUCAUGUUGAAGAAUUCGCUGUUUACGCUUUCGAGGCCAAGACGUUAGGGUUCUUGAAGACCAAUGAACAUAUUGAAAUUACACUGGAUCCAUUUAAUUUUGAACUUCUAACAUUUUCUCCUGUAAUGAUUAUACCGAAGAAAAUGGUCCGGUUUGCACCUAUAGGACUAGUUAACAUGCUUAAUACUGGUGGUGCAAUUCAAUCCCUAUGCGUCAACCAGGAUUCAAUUGAAAUUGGCGUUAAGGGAACUGGAGAAAUGAGAGUGUUUACAUCUGAGCCACCUAAAACAUGUCGUAUUGAUGGAGAAGAUGUAGCAUUCGAGUAUGAUGAUGAACAAAUGGUAGUGAUUCAAGUUCCAUGGCCUAAUUCUUCUAGUCUAACUCAAAUUGAGUACUUGUUCUAAUCUGUACUAUUUUUAAUUUGGUAAUCUGUAUGUUAAGUAUUUGGUUGAGCUAAAGCUAGUUCAUUUGUAACCCAUAAUAUUGGGCAAGUUCUAGUAUGCGAACAGUUCAGCAAAAUAUUAUUCUACACCAAUUUACUUUUA